CCCGUGAUGCUACAACAUGUGUCUUUUGCCUUGGUGCUACAACAUUAUUGUUUUGAAAAUGCAUAUAUUCGAUCUCAUUCUGUGCCCUUUUCUCUGUGUUUACCAAACAACAAGUCUCUUCCCUUAGUAAAAAAUAUCCUUCUUUCUUCUUCUGAAUAUCAAUCUUGCAUUAAUCCAUGGCAGCCAAAACAUCCACCAACGGCACCCAUCAUUCUCUACCCGAGUACAUUCCAAACCGCAUUCCUGACCCACAUUAUGUCCGCAUCCUGGACACCACGCUUCGCGAUGGCGAGCAAGCCCCUGGAGCUGCCAUGACGUCCGAUCAGAAGCUCCAAAUUGCUCGCCAGCUCGCGAAGCUUGGUGUGGAUGUCAUCGAAGGGGGUUUCCCUUCAGCGUCACAGGAAGACUUCAAUGCUGUCAAGAUGAUAGCGCAAGAAGUUGGCAACAACUGUGACGCUGAUGGUUAUGUUCCUGUCAUUGCGGCCCUAUGUAGGUGCAAUGAGAGGGACAUAACGAGAGCCUGGGAGGCUCUCAAGUAUGCCAAGAGGCCAAGGCUUAUGCCUUUCAUAGCGGUGAGUCCGAUUCACAUGGAGUAUAAGCUCAAUAAGACUAAAGAAGAGGUGCUUCAAAUAGCCACUGAUAUGAUCAAAUUUGCACGGGGUUUAGGGUGUACUGACAUCCAAUUCUGUUCUGAAGAUGCAGCCAGAUCGGAUAGAGAGUUCCUUUACCAAAUUUUGGAAGAAGUUAUCAAAGCUGGGGCAACAACUCUGGGCAUAGGUGACACUGUGGGCAUAACAAUGCCAUUCGAGAUUAGAGAAUUGGUUGCUGGUAUAAAAGCCAAUGUCCCUGGAGCUGAAAAUGUUAUUAUUUCUAUUCACUGUCAUAAUGAUCUUGGACAUGCCACUGCAAACACAAUAGAGGCUGCUCGUGCUGGUGCAAUGCAAUUAGAAGUAACAAUUAAUGGGAUUGGUGAAAGGGCUGGUAAUGCCUCAUUAGAAGAGGUUGUGAUGGCCCUAAAAUGCAGGGGAGAUCAUGUCUUAGGUGGUUUGUAUACUGGAAUUAAUACAAGGCACUUAUUGAAGACAAGCAAGAUGGUUGAAGAGUUCUCUGGUAUGUAUUUACAACCACACAAAGCUGUUGUAGGUGAUAAUGCCUUUCUCCAUGAAAGUGGCGUUCACCAGGCUGGAUUAUUAAAGCAUAGAGGUACAUAUGAAAUAUUGUCUCCCGAAGAUAUUGGCCAUGAAAAGUCCAAUGGAGUUAAUAUGGUACUAGGGAAGCUAAGUGGACGCCAAGCUUUGAAAAGUCGACUCAAAGAGCUUGGCUAUGAACUUAGGGAUGAAGAAGUUGAAAGUGUGUUUAGGAACUUCAAAGCAAUAGCUGAGAAAAAGAAGAGAGUUACCGAUGUUGAUCUCAAAGCAUUGGUAUCAGAUCAAGCUUCUCAUGCUGAGCCUAUUUGGAAGCUUGGUGGUUUGCAGGUGACUUGUGGAACUAUGGGUUCUUCAACAGCAACUAUCAAACUUGUUACUAGUGAUGGUAGCACACAUGUUGCUUGUUCUGUUGGUGUAGGACCAGUAGAUUCAGCUUACAAGGCUAUUAAUCUCAUAGUGAAGGAAACCGUAAAAGUACUUGAAUACUCACCAAGUACAGUUACAGGAGGCACCGAUGCAAUUGCUACUACACGUGUUGUAAUUCGUAGAGAGAAUAAGCAGUCACCUACUCCUGCUUUGAAUGGAAACGUUAUUUAUCCAACAUUUAGUGGUACCGGAGAAGGAGUGGAUAUUGUUACUUCAAGUGUAGAGGCUUAUAUUACUGCACUAAACAAAAUGCUCGAUUCAAAGGAAUGAUUUGUAUUUGUCGAAAGAAUUCUAGCACCUAAAUGUUAGAAUUCACACUUCAAGUUAUAAAUUCAGCUUGCUAUUUGUGAUUUCUUUGUUAUCUUUUUAAGUAUGGAACAUAUUAUUGGAGAAUGUUACCUUUGUAAGUCUCCACAUGGGACUAAUAUAUGAGAAAUGAACUUAUUAUUUGCUUGAUGAUCAAGGAGAAUAAAAGAAGGAAUAGUUCACGAAUUC
Molecule: messenger RNA, 2069 nt
Organism: Glycine soja
Lineage: Eukaryota; Viridiplantae; Streptophyta; Magnoliopsida; Fabales; Fabaceae
Product: probable 2-isopropylmalate synthase
Exons: 12
Coding region: 177-1844 (555 amino acids)
Biological process (GO): L-leucine biosynthetic process
Cellular component (GO): chloroplast
Molecular function (GO): 2-isopropylmalate synthase activity
Source: RefSeq, a predicted model, not a curated record